AUGGCCCCUCCCGGCCCCCGACGCCCCUCCACGACCUCCUCCCAAAACGGCCACCCUCCUCACCACCACCGCGACGCCCCCUCCUACCCCAGCGGCACCGACGACAUCGACCUCCCGCCGCCCUACGCGAACACCCCCGGCGCAGACCACAUCUCCUCCUCCCUCCUCGAGCCCCGCAUCGCCGUCGUCCUCAACGUCCCCAAGGCCUGGCGCCCCUGGCUCUUCGCCUGCCGCCUCCUCUCCAUCGGCCCGCACAUCUUCUGGGCCCUCUCCCCCGCCGUCACCCUCCUCGUCCAGAUCAUCCCCGUCGCCGUCCCCGGCGGCAAGAAGGCCGCCGCGAACCUCGCCGCCGCGGGACUCGGGAAUGCUGCUGCUGCUGCCGGGGCCGCGGCCACGGGGCUGAGCUUCGCCGGAGGAGGAGUCGGAGUCGGAGGAGCGCCGGGGGCGUGUCCGCCGAGCAAUUGGCCCCCGGCACACCCCGCGAUACCGUUUCCCUGGACGGAGAUGUCCCUGGGUCUGAUGUGGUGCGGCGCAUCGGCCUAUCUCUCCUUCUUCUUCAUCGACUGCCUCAUGUCCCGCUGGUUAAUCAACUACACCCCCUCCGCGACCAUAAUCCGCAUCCUCACAAUGAACGCCACAAACGCCUUCCUCACGGAGCGAAUCCUCACCUUCUCAGGCGGCUUCGAGGACCCGAGGCUCCUACUCCCGGGCUGGGUCACAAUCGCAACAACCCUGACGAUAGCCUACCACAUCACCCAGCGCAGCAUAAACAUCAAAAAGGAAACCUCCACCUCGAUAAACAUCUUCUCCAUCGCCAGCUUCAUCAGCAUGGUCUCCCUGCUCGCGCACCUCCACUACAACGGCUCCGACUACCCCGAGAAGCCCUUCGAGUCGCUCGCCCGCCUGCUGCUCGAGCUCGCGCGGAACGUCGUGGGCGACGGCAUCAUACCCGCGUCCUUUGACUCGUCCUCCACCACCGCGCGGACGGAGCUGUGA
Molecule: messenger RNA, 996 nt
Organism: Colletotrichum gloeosporioides
Lineage: Eukaryota; Fungi; Ascomycota; Sordariomycetes; Glomerellales; Glomerellaceae
Exons: 4
Coding region: 1-996 (331 amino acids)
Biological process (GO): protein N-linked glycosylation; cellular response to oxidative stress
Cellular component (GO): endoplasmic reticulum membrane
Source: RefSeq, a predicted model, not a curated record